CUACACGUCUGCGAACAUCUCUUGAACUCCUCCGACAACAUCUAUCGACUUAUAGACAAACUCACUAUCCCCCUUUCUGCACAUCCUCUGUAGGGGGCAGUAAACACCGCUCACUCAAAGCUCUCACCGAGUGGCUUCAUCAGCCUUGAACAUGAUGGAAGAGCAAGUGGACAGGCUAGUCAAGAAAACAUGGGCAAAAUUCCUAUCUACGCCGACAACUGCCCGAUUGAUGAUCGCCAUCAGCGGGAUUCCGGGGUCUGGAAAGACGUCACUAGCAGGAAUAAUGGCUCGGAGGAUCAAUGAGUUGUACGCCCAGAAAUUUCCAGGAUCACCUCCAGUCGCCAUAUUCGUCCCGAUGGAUGGAUACCAUCUCACACGAGCACAGCUUGCAGCAAUGCCCGAUCCCGCCUUUGCAGCUGCAAGGCGCGGGGCUGCAUUCACAUUCGACCCGGAGAAAUUCUUGCGCUUAGUGAAGCGUCUGCGCGAGGAUCUUGGUCCUGCCACUCAGACUAUUUUCGCGCCGAGCUUUGAUCAUGCGGUCAAGGACCCAGUCGAAGACGAUAUACCGAUAUUAGCUACAUCUCGCGUGAUUUUUUUUGAGGGCAACUAUCUGAGUUUGGACAAGGAGCCGUGGAAUACUGCGGCAUCUUUGAUGGACGAGCUCUGGUUCGUCGAAGUGGACUUUGAGACAGCCAGACACAGGUUGAUUAAGCGACAUGUUGAGGCCGGGAUCGCAAAGGAUGCGGAAGAGGCAGACAAGCGAGCGCGAGAGAAUGAUCUUGUUAAUGGCAGUGAAAUAGUCAACCACCGAAUGCCCAUUCAGGAGGUUAUCAUCAGUAAAGAUGAUGCGACAUGGGAGAGAUGAGUUUAGGUCGAAGAUGGGGUGGGUCGGCUCUCACAAUAAGCUUCAUACGGUGGGUUGAGAAGCUACUAAGUUAGUACUCAACUGUCUAUCCCAUACUUACACGCCCUCUUUUAGCAUCAUUUUCACUGCAUUGGGACAAAGCGAGUCUUGUCUUCUGUUUUCGGGCUGAUUUUGUUUAUGCAAAAUUUCAAGAUAGAUAAGGAUAGGAGUUUGAUAUCUAUAAUUAUAGCUACGAGGUUGAAUUAUUAUAUAAUGCGAUGACUAAUAUUAUCUAUUAAAUCAUCGUCAAGAGACUCAAGCUAUUUAGUUACAUGUCAUUAGCAAUAGUCGAAACCAGGCUGCUUGCUGACAUAGUAUAGCACAAAACAAUGUUCAAAUUGGUCUAUACCCAAUCAGGUGCUUCGUCGCGGAAC
Molecule: messenger RNA, 1278 nt
Organism: Talaromyces proteolyticus
Lineage: Eukaryota; Fungi; Ascomycota; Eurotiomycetes; Eurotiales; Trichocomaceae
Product: putative panthothenate kinase
Exons: 2
Coding region: 152-865 (237 amino acids)
Cellular component (GO): cytoplasm
Source: RefSeq, a predicted model, not a curated record